UAGAGAUCAACAAGAUGAAGUCCUCGCAAAAAAAGACAUUCCCGUCUCUUGUGGUUCUCCUUGGAACCAAAUGGGGGACAGGAUUUGUUGGAUUGCUGUCGGGAGUACUAGCUGCCAAUGAAGAAGUACGUUACAACGAUCAGCCGAACUUGGACGAAGGAGCUACAACGAUGUUCGUUGAACAAGAACCCGACAACAACAAUAUGAUGGGAGACGCAGUAGAGGGACUCCUCGGAGUAGACUCCGAUCCACCCACUCCACUGGUUUCCCCGAAAGCUCUCCGUUCGUCAGGAAACCUGUUGGAGGCCUUCUUGCAAAAUGAUGGCGCAGAUCAAGAAGAAGAGCUAGAAGGAGAGCAAGACUUUAAUCCACAUACAGCCACGACUUUUGCCAGACCAUCAUCAAGUCUCUCUGGGUCAAAAUGUAGAGAUGCUGCUGGCUCUAUUCAGCGCGACAGUAAGCAGGAAGAUCCUUGUCCUUCUUCUACCGAUCACGCGUUCACUAAUUUAGAUGACGGACAUUUACCCGCAUCCACCGCUCUUGUUUUCGACAUGCAUGGACAGCCUCGAGUAGAACGUCCUCUAAAACCACGUCAAGACGUAUCGGCUCCUAUGCCAGCCGUGCAUCCGUCUAUCUAUCACAUUUUACCGGAUGGUGAGCCGGACUUGCUACGAGAAAAAAUCGUC
Amoebophrya sp. A25 is the source of this 686-nucleotide messenger RNA. The record is from the annotation of a GenBank genome assembly. NCBI's taxonomy places the organism in Eukaryota, Dinophyceae, Syndiniales, Amoebophryaceae.